ACAGAAAGAAUCUCACCCUUAGAUUUUAGUCCCACAAAACCUUCCUUAGACUUGACCCGGUGGGAACCAGCGCAAGGUCAAGUUUGAGGUGUGUGAUCGCAGCCGGAAAAUGCAGGCGUGCUGGGAUGGAAGGGACAAGGGGGUCCAGCUUUGAGGCUGCCCGGAGCCAGAACUGACCGAGCCCCCGCUUCAUCCACCACUGAAUUCAGCGGCUACUUAUUCUUGGACCUGAGGAAAAAACUGUUUUGCCUUUUUCGUGGCUCCAGAUGGUCCAUAUGAUUUGAAGCCUGCAGAAAGCACUUGAGCAAGAAGAAAUUAAAUUUUGAGGAUUUCUGCCCCAGAAAUGAAGAUGCUUCUGAUUUUGUUUUUCAUCAUAAUGUAUUCCCGUACUUCAGUGAAUCAGGAUGCUGCCCCUGAGUUCGCCGACGUCGUGUUUUUGGUCGAUAGCUCUGAUAAUCUGGGAAACAAGGCCUUUCCCUUUGUGAAAACGUUCGUAAACAAGAUGAUCAAUGCUCUUCCGAUUGAGGCCAGCAAAUAUCGCAUCGCUCUGGCCCAGUACAGCGAUGAUCUGCACAGUGAAUUCCAGCUGAACACCUUCAAGAGCAAGAACCCCAUGCUGAACCACGUGAAGAAAAACUUUGCCUUCAGGGGUGGAUCCCCGCGGCUAGGCCUAGCCCUCCAGAAAGCUCAUAAAACCUACUUCUCGGGGCUGACCAAUGGCAGGGACCCCAAGCGGUUUCCCCCGGUGCUGGUGGUCCUGGCUUCGGGCCCGUCCGAAGAUGACGUGGAAGCGCCUGCCAAGGCCUUGCAGAGAGACAGGGUGAAAAUCAUCUCCUUGGGGAUGCAGGCGGCUUCUGACAGAGACCUGAAAGCCAUGGCCACCCCUCAGUUUGAUUUCCUCCUUCGCACGAUCAGAGAAGUCAGCAUGUUUUCUCCUAACAUGACGCGGAUCAUUGAAGAUGUAGUAAAAUUUGAGGCAGAAAAAGACCCUCAGAUACAAGCUUGUCAUGACGCGUCAGUUGUGGAUAUCGUGUUCCUGGUGGAUGAAUCUGUCAAUGGCACGGAUGAAAACUUCGAGCACCUUAAAGGAUUCCUGAUAGAAACCAUAGACUCCUUUGAUGUAAAGGAGAACUGCAUGAGGAUUGGUCUUGUGAUGUACAGCAAUGAGACAAAAUUGGUAUCACGCCUGGGCACGGGCACAAAUAAGUCUGACAUUCUGCAGCAGAUCGACGGCCUGUCUCCCAAGGCGGGGAGAGCCCUCACCGGAGCCGCCAUCAAUGUGACCAGGAAAGAAAUCUUCAGCAGAGGAGCCGGCAGUCGAAAGUCUCAAGGGGUUCUGCAGAUCACCGUUCUGAUCACUCAUAGAUCUUCGGAAGACAACGUGAGCGAGGCAGCUCUGAGCCUGCGCCGGGAAGGUGUGACUGUGUUUGCCGUGGGCAUCGAAGGUGCUAACGAGACCCAGUUAGACCAGAUAGCUUCUUACCCUCGGGAGCAAUACGUUUCCAUGGUGAAGAGCUAUUCAGACAUGGGAGCUUACUAUCGGAUUUUUCAGAAGAAACUCCGGAACGAGAUCCAGAACAAGGUAUCCGUCGCCUCAGAACAGACCGAACGCCUCAAAUCUGGCUGCGCGGACACUGAAGCAGCUGACAUCUAUUUGCUGAUCGAUGGUUCGGGAAGUAUCCAAGUAGCAGACUUCCAGGAAAUGAAAAGAUUUUUGGCAGAAGUGAUAGGAAUGUUCAAUAUAGGUCCGCACAAAGUUCGAUUUGGAGCCGUGCAGUAUUCCCACUUAUGGGAAUGGGAGUUCGAGAUGGAUAGGUACUCGAACAAGAACGAUUUAGUGAAGGCUGUGGAGAACAUCAGGCAGCUAGGUGGGAAUACCGAUACCGGGGCAGCUCUGGAUAAAAUGCUGCCGUUGUUUCAAAGGGCGAGGCAGCAGCGGGCCCGUAAAGUGCCGCAGCACCUCGUCGUCCUGACGGAUGGACUGUCACAUGACAGCGUCAGAGAACCUGCGGGAAGACUGAGGGGUGAUAACAUCAAUGUUUACGCCAUCGGCGUAAAAGAGGCAAAUCACACACAGCUGGAAGAGAUCGCGGGAUCGGACUCAAGAGUUUACUACGUGCACAACUUCGACUCUUUGAAAGAUAUCAAAAAUCGAGUCGUUCGAAGCAUCUGCAGCGAAGAAGCUUGCAAAGAGAUGAGCGCCGACAUCAUGUUUCUGGUGGAUAGUUCUGGGAGCAUAGGAGGAGACAACUUUGAAAAAAUGAAAACAUUCAUGAAAAACGUGGUCAACAGGACUAAGAUUGGUGCCAACCAAGUGCAGGUUGGGCUGGUGCAGUUCAGUGACAUCAACAAGGAAGGAUUCCAGCUCAAUCAAUAUGACACCAAAACAAAGAUUUCCGACGCAAUCGACGGUCUGUCGCUGAUCGGACGGGGCACUCUGAUAGGAGGUGCCUUGACCUUCGUGUCUGACUAUUUCAGCGUCUCCAAGGGUGCCCGUCCCAACGUCAAAAAGUUCCUUGUCCUGCUCACCGAUGGGAAAUCGCAGGACGCGGUCAAAGAAGCGGCCGUAGCUCUCCGGCAGGACGGCGUCAUCAUCUAUUCCGUGGGGGUGUUCGGCUCCGAAUAUUCCCAGUUGGAGGAGAUCAGCGGCAGGUCUGACAUGGUGUUUUAUGUUGAGAACUUUGAUAUUCUGAAGCCUGUUGAAGAUGUUCUUGUAUUUGGCAUAUGCAGCCCCUAUGAAGUGUGCAAGCGGAUUGAAGUUUUGGACAUCGUGUUUGUGAUCGACAGCUCUGGCAGCAUAGACUCUAACGAGUACAACAUCAUGAAGGCUUUCAUGAUAGACUUGGUGAAAAAGGCGGACGUGGGCAAGAAUCAAGUUCAGUUCGGAGCCCUGAAGUAUUCUGAUUUCCCAGAGGUACUCUUCAACCUCAAUGAAUUCAGCAGUAAAUCAGAAAUCAUCUCAUUUAUCCAGAACGACCACCCUCGAGGAGGCAGCACUUACACCGCCAAAGCUCUGGCUCAUUCGGCUCACCUGUUCUCCGAGAGCCUGGGCAGCCGAAUGCACAGAGGGGUCCCUCAGGUAUUAAUUGUGAUCACCGAUGGAGAAUCUCAUGACGCCCAUCUACUCAAUGCUACGGCCAGAGCCCUCAGGGACAAGGGCAUCCUGGUCCUGGCCGUCGGAAUCGAGGGAGCCAACCACGAAGAGCUUUUAUCAAUGGCCGGCUCCACGGACAGAUACUUCUUCGUGGAGAAUUUUGAGGGGCUGAAAGGCAUAUUUGAAAAUGUAUCCGCCAGUGUCUGUAAUACUUCAAAAGUAGAUUGUGAACUUGGAAUGGCAGAUCUUGUUUUUCUCAUCGACGGGUCCACUAGCAUACUCGAAGAGGACUUUAAGAAAAUGAAGGAUUUCUUGGUGACGAUAGUGAAUGAUUUUGACAUCAGACCUGGAAAAGUGCACGUGGGGUUAGCCCAGUUCAGCCACGAGUACCGGCCGGAGUUUUCACUGAUACCCUUCCGGGACAAAAUAGAGGUGAAAAAUCAAAUCGGGAGGAUUCAGCAGAUAUUUGGGAACACCCUAAUCGGCGCCGCCCUUCGAAAUGUAGGCAGCUACUUCUGGCCCGAUUUUGGCAGUAGAAUAAACGCCGGCGUACAACAGGUGUUGCUGGUCCUCACAGAUGGGCAGUCUCAAGAUGAGGUGGCUCAGGCUGCAGAAGACUUGAGAAAUAAAGGUAUCGAUAUCUACUCUUUGGGAGUUGGCCAAGUGAAUGACCAACAGCUCAUUCAGAUAUCUGGGAGUGCAAAGAAGAAAUUAACCGUCGAUAAUUUCAGUGAGCUGGACAAGAUCAAGAAGAGGGUAGUUCGGGAUGUCUGCACUUCCGGCGGCGAAAGCGGUUGCUUCGUGGAUGUCGUUAUAGGGUUUGAUAUCUCCUCCCCGCAGGAAGGGCAGUCUUUGUUCCAAGGCCGGCCCUGGCUGGAAUCUUCCCUUUCCAGCAUAUUGCGGACGAUCACUUCACUAAGCAGCGUGAGUUGCAGAGUGGGGUCCCGGACCCAGGUCAGUGUGGCAUUUCAGGUGAAGGACCCCCAAAAGAGAUCUCUCGCAAAGUUGCAGAUCUACAGUGAGAGCAUUAUGACGGACUUGAAGCAAGUUGUUAUCAAGGAGCCAACUCACCUGAACGAAGCUUUCUUAGAUUUGCUUUGGGAUUCCUUUCAGAAUAAAUCUGCCAGUCGAGGAAAGGUGCUACUUCUGUUUUCAGAUGGCUUGGAUGAUGCUGUUGAAAAACUUGAACAAAAAUCAGAUGAACUCAGAAGAGAAGGGCUAAAUGCUCUGAUAACUGUUGCCCUGGAAGGAACCUCUGAUUCACGAGAUGUAGAGGAACUUCUGUACAUUGAAUUUGGGAAAGGAUUUGACUAUAGAACUCAGUUGACACUGGGAAUGAGAGAUCUGGACAGCAGGCUGUCGAGGCACCUGGCCAACGUUGCUGAGAGAACGUGCUGCUGUUUGCUGUGCAAAUGUUCUGGAGAAAAUGGUCUACAUGGAGAGCUGGGGAAACCAGGAAAUAGAGGACGUCCAGGAUUAAAAGGCAGCGAAGGGUACCUAGGAGAAGAGGGAGAAAUGGGGGAAAGGGGACUGAGUGGACCAAUUGGAGAACAAGGCUCUAAGGGGUGCUCUGGGACCCGAGGCCCUAAGGGAGACCGGGGACUUCUUGGAGAGAAGGGAGAAGCUGGAGAUGGUGGGAUUGACGGAAUCAUUGGAGAACAGGGCUACUCUGGACUUCCUGGAAGGAAAGGGGAAAAGGGUGAUGAUGGCUCCCAGGGCAACCCAGGAUUCAGAGGACUCCCCGGUGACCGCGGUCAGAAAGGCAUAAGAGGCGAGCCUGGUAAUCCUGGAUUGGACAGUGAUUUCAGGGGACCCCCAGGCUCUAAAGGAGAAAGGGGAACACAAGGUACCAGAGGUCAACCAGGAGAACCAGGAAUACCAGGCUCCAAAGGAAACCCUGGUCUUAGUGGACGGCGAGGUCAUACAGGUCCACAGGGAGGAAUAGGAGCUCGUGGCUUGGAUGGUCAGAAAGGAGCACCAGGAUUAAAAGGACCCCAGGGCCCAAGAGGAGUUUCUGGGGUGAAGGGAGAAAGAGGAAAUCUUGGAAACAAAGGUCAGCAGGGUCCCUCGGGGCCAGUGGGUGCCAAAGGGAGUCCUGGAAGCUUAGGACCCAGAGGAAAUAAAGGAGAUCCUGGGGAGUUGGGAGAGAGAGGAGGCCGUGGGUUGCCUGGUCAACGAGGAAUGCCGGGAGAAGAUGGCAACGUGGGAUAUGGUGGAGUUGGAAAGAAAGGAUCAAAGGGAAAAGAAGGAUUCCCAGGAGACAGUGGACUAAAGGGGAAAGCUGGAGAUGUUGGCAUUCCAGGGGACCCUGGCCCCAAGGGAUUUGAAGGAAGAACGGGCUCCGUAGGUCCUCCUGGAGAGCCAGGAUCUCCUGGAACACUGGGACCUUCAGGACGUAGGGGCAUGAAAGGAGCGAAAGGACAGACUUCAUUUUCUUCUUGCAGCCUCCUUCAGUAUGUGCGAGACCACAGCCCUGCUUCACAAGGAAGACCCGAAUGUCCUGUGCAUCCUACAGAGCUGGCCUUUGCCCUGGAUCUGUCCCGGGGCAUUACGGAGCAAUCAUUUGAGCGAAUGAAGGACAUAAUUCUGUCAAUUGUGAGUGACACCAAGAUCCGGGAGAGCAGCUGUCCAGUGGGAACGAGAGUCGCCGUCGUUUCCUACGAUUCCAAUAUCAGGCAUCACAUCCGCCUGACAGACUCCCCGACCAAGAAUCAGCUUCUCAGGAAAAUAAAAGCCAUCCCAUAUGAGAGAUCGUCAAAUGGCAGGGAAACUGGCAAAGCGAUGAGGUUCGUGGCCAAGAACGUUUUCAAGCGAACUCUCCGAGGACCGCACGUGAGGAAGAUCGCCACGGUCUUCAGCCACGGCCCAUCCUCUGACGUGUCUUCGAUCACCACAGCCACCCUGGAGUUCAGCGCCCUUGACAUCAUUCCAGUUGUGAUCACUUUCGGCAAUGUGCCUGCUGUCAAAAAGGCCUUCAUGAUUGAUGACACUGGCACGUUUCAGGUGAUCACUGUUCCACCCGGAUCAAAUUACAAGCCAGCAUUAAAAAGACUCCAGCUGUGCACAUUUUGCUAUGACAGAUGCAGACCAGACGCGUCUUGUGAACAGGGCAGACCUCUCCCCGGACGGUCGUACAUAGAUGCCGCCCUACUCUUCGAAGGCUCUCGGAACGUGGGAAGGGCCGAGUUUGAGGAAAUGAAAGAUCUCCUGAGCGUCAUGUUCGACAACUUUGACGUGGCCACGGAACCGCUGACCUCCACCACAGGCGACCGGGUAGCGGUCCUCAGCCUUUCUCCGCCGAGUUUCACGCCCGACACCCGGGAGAGUCCGGUGAAGACCGAGUUCAACUUCACCACCUACGCCAGUAAGCUUUUAAUGAAGAGGCACGUCCAGAAGUCUGUGCGGCAGUCGGAUGGAGAUGUCUUUGUCGGCCACGCCCUCCAGUGGACCGUUAAUAACCUUUUCGCGAGGACCCCCAACCCCAGAAAAUACAAAGUCAUCUUUGUGAUAUCGGCGGGGGGAACGAGCCCUCGGGACAGAGAGGCAUUAAAAAGAGAGUCUCUGAGGGCCAAGUGUCGCGGCUAUGCCAUAUUUGUAUUUUCCCUGGGCCCCACCCAUAAUGUCACGGAACUGGAAGAGUUAGCCAGUCUCCCCCUGGAUCAUCACUUGCUCCAGCUGGGCCGCGUUCACAGACCCGACCACGGAUACAGCGUGAAGUUCAUCCGAUCCUUUAUAAACUCCAUCAGACGUGAGAUCAACAAGUACCCACCGAAUCACUUGAGGACAAAAUGUGCUCAGCUCAGCGCCAACCUGAAGCUCCCUCUAAAACAACAAAACACCCUACUUGUUCCGGGACCUCGUGGACCUGCAUUCAAAAAAUCUGGCAUCCAGAAUGCUAAACUUGUUUCUUAGAUGCAUGGCCCAGAAAUAUCUGCGGGGAGACGGAGCCGACGCCGACUUGAACAUUGAAGUUUUAAACUGAAGAGUCACACUGCGUCUUUGAAACUGGAAAGAGAUGGCAUAAAUUGCCUUCAAACCUCAUCUUGCAGAAAGCGCAAGUAUAAUUUAAUCAUCCUGUGGGUGAGGGCCUUCUACUGCCGGCUCCAAAACCUGGACAUCGUAUCAUCUGAGCUUUCAGAAUGGCCGAAAGCAAGAACGGCGAUGUGGACAAAUGCCUGCGUUUUGAAAACCAGAGCCGAAACACAGUUUGACGGACGGGCGUAACGGAUGAUCAGGAAGAACUACUUUCCGACUUACCACUCAUCUUAUCUAGCAAGGAACUCUGCCUGCCACAGGAAGAAGGUAGAAGAGGAAAUCAAAAUAUGCAUGGAUAAAAAUUCUGAAAUGUAAGACAUACAUAGAGGAUAUAAAUGGAAAGAAAACAAAGUACCAAAAUAAAUCCCAUUAUAUUUGUAAGUACAUAUGAAUUGUGAAUAAUAUUUUGUCUGUUCUCUUCAAUCUGUAUUCUGUACACCGACUUUACUCCCCAUUACGUCAUACUGUCUUUAAAUACCCCAAGUGCCUAAAUACGCUGUCUGCCCAAAGCUAUUUUCAGGAAUUUUUUGCUACCUGGCUCCUUGACUUAUCUUAAAAGUCUUCCCGGUAUGAAAGCACAACUCCCUCACAACCAUGGAGUGAAUCAGAGACAUCUCUCCGUCACAGCAAUGAAUGGGCACUUUUCCCUCUUAAUGUUGCACCUUUCAGGUCUGCUUUCUCAUUUUUGUGACAUCGGGAAAGACAAACAGGGUCUAUUCCUGUUGUGCUUCUUGCCCUCAGGUCACUAGGGACCAGUUGUUAAAUCAGGCCCACGGUGAUAUUUGCUCUCCAGGAGGGAUUUACACCGGGGUAUUCUCAUUUUCGUGACAUCGGGAAAGACAAACAGGGUCUAUUCCUGUUGUGCUUCUUGCCCUCGGGUCACUAGGGACCAGUUGUUAAAUCAGGCCCACGGUGAUAUUUGCUCUCCAGGAGGGAUUUACACCGGGGAGAGAAGAUGGCCCAGAGGGUGACGGUUGUCUGUCCGUUUAGCAAUCCUGUUGCAGUCCUCACCCAAAGCGGCCCCUAGAAAUCGGAGUUUUGCCCCAAUGUAACUCUUCUCAUAUACAGAUGUCCUGGCUCUAUCAGUGCUCUGCACGUUGUAUGCCCUGUUAUUAUUAUUCUUGUGAGUAAAGGUGAUCCUAAUACAGUUA
This is a messenger RNA of Ornithorhynchus anatinus (platypus), 8280 nucleotides long. It is a transcript of the gene COL6A6, whose product is annotated as collagen type VI alpha 6 chain. The coding region runs from base 344 to 7006 and encodes 2220 amino acids. The transcript has 38 exons. Lineage: Eukaryota; Metazoa; Chordata; Mammalia; Monotremata; Ornithorhynchidae. Gene Ontology annotation, biological process: extracellular matrix organization. Gene Ontology annotation, molecular function: extracellular matrix structural constituent conferring tensile strength. The record is from RefSeq and is a predicted model, not a curated record.